Trichomycterus rosablanca is the source of this 1535-nucleotide messenger RNA. RefSeq lists its product as uncharacterized. The coding region runs from base 1 to 693 and encodes 230 amino acids. The transcript is spliced from 6 exons. NCBI's taxonomy places the organism in Eukaryota, Metazoa, Chordata, Actinopteri, Siluriformes, Trichomycteridae. The record is from RefSeq and is a predicted model, not a curated record.
AUGUCUGCCUUGCACAGUCUGACGGACUGUGCUAAUUAUGUUCCUCAUUGUCCCACCACAGGUGAAAGCACGUGCAAAAAUGAUCUGCUUAGCACCAGGAACUUAACCAUCGUGCCCCAGUCUGAUGUCCUACUUCCAUGUAUUUUUAAUCCAACUCUUUUUGGAUCAGACACGACUGCAGAUAUAUCAGUUGUGUGGAGUCAGAAGAAUUCUUUCUAUUCCAACCUAGUGGAGAUCACUGUACAGGGAGAAAGCAAGUUCUGGUAUAACAAAGGUGGACGUAUUAUAACGUUCCCUGAACGAGCCGAAUCUGGAAACUUCUCCAUCCUCAUCCGGAAGGUUAAUGAGUCGGAUCUGGAUCUGUACAGCUGUAAGCUGUAUGAGGGGGACAGCUGCAGUAUCGCUUAUCAGGAGCUGCACCUUCAGACAGGCUCCAAUAUUUUGGAGAUGUACUGGCCUCUCAUAGGAGGAGGAGGAGCUGUUCUCAUUCUUCUUGCUGUUUUAUUAUGUUGCGUUAUGUGCAGAAAGCACACAGCUGUCAAUGCCUCUAAUCAACCCCUCUAUGCAAACUCAGGAUUUGUACAAAGGAAAGACACAGAGCCUAGUGAAAAGGAACACAGUUGCAAAGCUCACAGGCACUGUGAAUCUGAAAGUCGUAUUUAUGCCAACCAGCCUAACAAUCAUGGUCGCUGAUGUUGACGCUGAUGUUGACGCUGAUGCUGAAGAAGUCCUGGGUUACAUUUUUUUUUCUUUUGGCUACUCUUUAGGGGUCACCACAGCGGAUCUGAUCCUCAUACCAGACUUGACACAGUAUUUAUGUUGGAUGCCCUGCCUAAUGCAAAUAAAUAAAUAAUAAUAAUUAUUAUUUUUAUGUUCAGAGGUGGUUUAGGUCAGAGCUCUGUGCAGGUUACUGGAUUUUCUCCACUCUAACCUGUCUUUAUAAACUCUGGGUUUUUGCACUGCAGUUCAUUGCUUACUGUUCUUUAUGUAACUGUUGUUGCUGCUGCUUUCAGGUCAUCCUGCAACUCUUCCAGUGAGUGCUGGCAUCUCAUAUCUUUGUUAUUAGUCUGAGAGCAUUUUGUUCGGUGCAUCUAUACAAGGAUAAUUUGUGGUUCCAUGAAGUUACAACUAUUAUUAUUAUUAGAUAUAACAUUUAAGGUGUUUUGAACUUAAAGUACAUUAACAUUUGCUGUAAUUGCUACUUGUUGUGUAAAAUGUUUCAAACCAGUGGCAGGGUGGCACAGUGGCUAAGUGCGUAGCACUGUCACCUCACAGCAAAAAGGUCCUGGGUUCGAUCCCCAGGUGGGGCGGUCCGGGUCCUUUCUGUGUGGAGAUUGCAUGUUCUCCCCGUGUCUCCGGGUAAUCCGGUUUUAUCUCACAGUCCAAAGACGUGCAAGUGAGGUAAAUUGGAGAUACUUAAUUGUCCAUGACUGUGUGUUUGAUAUAACCUUGUGUAAUGAGUAACUACCAUUUCCUGUGAUGAAUGUAACCAAAGUGUAAAACAUGACUUUAAAAUUCUAAUAAACAAACAAACA